Messenger RNA from Guillardia theta CCMP2712, 1572 nucleotides. RefSeq lists its product as hypothetical. The transcript is spliced from 2 exons. Lineage: Eukaryota; Cryptophyceae; Pyrenomonadales; Geminigeraceae. Bases 220 to 1536 code for a protein of 438 amino acids. The record is from RefSeq and is a predicted model, not a curated record.
UUUCCUCCAUCACCUUCGCUGCUCAACCCCCUACACGCCCUUCUCCUACGCUUCCCCUCCCCCCCUCUCCCCUCUUCUCUUCUCGAACACAUUUCAUUCAACCUAUUCCUCCACUGUCACCCUUGUCUUCAGCUCUAUCCGUGUCGCUGAUUUCAUUUUGAUUCGAUUUUUUUUGCUCUCGCCUUUUCAGGCAGCUUUGUCCUCGACUAUUCUUGCACCAUGGAAACAAUUUUUCCUCAGAGCGUAAACUUUGGCUGGGAAAACUCAGCGUAUUCAGCUGAGAGACCGUUCCAGCCAGCUGCAAUUGAAACUAUGGAGAACUACAACGGUGCCAUCGACUUCGAAACUGGAGUCUCUACACUGGUUGUUGGCCUGACAGCACCUCAUAAGAUCUUUCGCGUUAGUCAGGAGUGGCUCGAUCUCUUCAAGCUUUCACGAGAGGAAGUCGCGGGAAGAAGCUUGAAGCUGAUUCAGGGGCCUGCUACAGACGUACGAAAAGUGAGCAUGCUCAUUCAAGCCGCAUUGAUGGGGAAGGAGUCCAAGGCUGCGAUUACUAUGUACACCAGCUCCGGAAACUAUCUUGUGCUCACUGUCAACUCCAAGCCAAUCCUGGAGAACAACGAGCCUGUCGCUUGCUCGCUCACCAUGAAACCUGCAGACGUGGUAUACAGCAAGGCCGCCAUGGCUGACGACGGGAUGGCUAAGGUUGUUUUGGGCAUCUCUCAACCGUUUCACGUUGAGUACGUCAGUUCAGCAUUUACAUACCUCUAUGGUAUCUCCGACCAUCAGAUCAGAGGGCGCACGUUGAGAAUGAUUCAAGGACCAAGGACAGAUCUUUCCGUGUGGGCCAGCCUGUUUAAUGAAGCUCAAUAUGGAACAAGCCAGUUCGGCAGCAUGUUUACCUCAACGAUCGACUGUACUGAGGUCUUCUGCGACGUUCAGGUUUAUCCGGUUGUCAAUGGAAUGGGGGUUAUUACGCACAUGAUGGCAAUCUUCAAUCCUGCCUACGAUAAAUGUGAAUGGUCGCAACCGCAAGAAGUGCCGGCAGAAAUGCCUUACAUGCGUAAUACCGGUGAUUUGGUGCACAUGAAUACUGCAAUGCCGCCUGCUCCCCAGGAGAUGUUCGAGAGCAAGCCACAGAUGUUUUCGUUUGCUCCCAAUGUUGUUCCCUACACAGACAAUUUGCUCCCUUCUAACUCCAUGAUGAUGGGCAUGGAGAAUUUGGUUCCAGACAUGCACGGAAUGUCUCUCAACUUCAACUCGAUGGAGUCUGCCAGCAAUGGUGCCGUCUCUACAGUGAUCCCAAGAAGGAAAGCCGGGCAGCAGAUGAAGGACUCGACCGGGCCUGUCUGCAUUACCUUGGAGAUCCUCGACAUGCCCGCUGAUGCUGAAGCGAAUGUGAUGGGGGAUGUGAAACUAGAUGUGUCGAAUGAUUGGAUGAGGAGAGGGCAGGACUUCUUCUUUGAGGAUGCUGCCAGAAAGGAGCAGCGCUUUGAUGAUGGAUGGAUGCAAGUAGAAAAUCCGUUCUGGUUGUAAGAUGUGAAAUAGAAAUAAUAAAUUGCUGUUAAAAUG